Monopterus albus (swamp eel) is the source of this 1162-nucleotide messenger RNA. RefSeq names its product cytosolic iron-sulfur assembly component 2B (gene ciao2b). NCBI's taxonomy places the organism in Eukaryota, Metazoa, Chordata, Actinopteri, Synbranchiformes, Synbranchidae. The transcript has 5 exons. The coding region runs from base 157 to 636 and encodes 159 amino acids. Gene Ontology annotation, cellular component: cytosolic [4Fe-4S] assembly targeting complex. The record is from RefSeq and is a predicted model, not a curated record.
UCUCUCGCUCUCUCGGUCUUUUGGACUCUGUUGCUUUCCGUUAUUUCAGGAAGUGUUUGGAAGGUUCUGUUUGUGCAGUGUGUUUAGAACAUUAGGCUAUUUACUGUUUACAGUAGGAUAUUUACUGUUUAACGUGAACGAAAGUAUCGUCUGAAAAUGUCUGGGGGAACCCGCUUGGAAAACGCAAACCCUGUGAUAUUCCAGCGGUCGGGGGAGAGACUACUGACGGCGUCCGAAGAGGACGAAGACGUCCACGACCCCAUCGACGACAGAGAAAUAUUUGAUCUGAUCAGAUCCAUCAACGACCCAGAGCAUCCUCUGUCUCUAGAGGAACUCAACGUUGUAGAGCAAGUCAGAGUCAAGGUUAAUGAUGCAGAGAGCACUGUGAGUGUGGAGUUCACACCCACCAUCCCCCACUGCAGCAUGGCAACACUCAUUGGUCUGUCAAUCAAAGUGAAGCUGCUACGUUCACUACCAGACAGGUUCAAAAUUGAUGUCUGCAUCACUCCUGGGACUCACACCUCUGAGGUAGCAGUGAACAAGCAGCUGGCAGACAAAGAGAGAGUGGCAGCAGCUCUCGAGAACUCCUCUCUGCUGGAGGUGGUCAACCAGUGCCUGUCCACCAGGAGCAUCUGAGCAGCCAGUCAGUGUUGUCGUCUUCUACUUCAGCCACUGUUUAUCUCAGAAAAACUCUCUGUAGAGCCAUGUUUGGCUGUUUCUUUGACAACUGAGAUGUGUCUGCAAAGAUUCCUGUCCUCCCAUCCCCUGUCCUCUUAUGAAUGGCUGCAGCUGCUGGACAGAAAUGCAGCAAAACAAAAUCAGGAUCAUACAGAUUAACAAAGCCCCAGUGUUUCCAGGAGGAAGGGAGAGUGAAAUUGAGAUGUUGACUGUGUCCACCUAAGGAUAAUAAUAUAAACUGUUAUUUUGGACAAGGCAGAGAAGCCAGUUUAUUAUCAGGGAAUUUGAGAAACUCUGCCCAUUAUGUUUUCCAUACACUGUUAUUUUUAUUUUAUGUUAUGAACUUUGUGUUGUAACAUGCAAUUAAGCAUUAUUAGAAUAUUCGGACUCCUCAUCCAGUCAGCAGCAACAGUCACUUCCUGUAUAUACUUGUAAUGCUUUUGAAAUUGUAAUAAAACUGUACACACCACUAAUGAAAAUGAAA